This is a messenger RNA of Penicillium paradoxum, 1254 nucleotides long. RefSeq names its product chalcone isomerase domain-containing protein. Bases 1 to 1254 code for a protein of 417 amino acids. The transcript has a single exon. NCBI's taxonomy places the organism in Eukaryota, Fungi, Ascomycota, Eurotiomycetes, Eurotiales, Aspergillaceae. The record is from RefSeq and is a predicted model, not a curated record. Gene Ontology annotation, molecular function: intramolecular lyase activity.
AUGGCCUCUACACUCCGUCAAAGCCCCUGGCGGGCCUACCAAUGCCUCAGCCGGCAACAAAUACGCACGACACGCCUGUCCUCCCGCCAUUUCUCCACUACCACACUCCGCUCCAAUGCAACCAACAACCCUCUCCGCUCCCGAGGAUCCGCCGCCGCGGAUCUCCAGCAUGCCUCUCAAGCCCAGCGGAAGAUGAUCCUGUCCGGAGCCGGCAUCAUCACCUGCGCAGCAGGUCUCUACGGCGUCAUCAAGCUCGACGUCUUCGGACUCAACGAAAUCGAAACCAAAGAUGACAAGGCCACCCCCACACCCCCAAAGAGCGGCGCAUUGCGCAUGGACGGACCAGUCGGCUUCACAAACGGCGGCCCAUCCGUAAUAACAAUCCAAGGCCAAGACGGACUCGAGCAAGUGCCAACAGGAACAAGCACAAUCCCUCACUUCCCCAGCACAAUCCGCCUCCCCACCUCCGAGGCAACAGAAGGCAAGCAAUCCGGCGACGAGCUCGCCCCAUCCAGAGGCGAAGAAUACCAACUCCUCGGCCUGGGCGUCCGCACCGUCUCCUUCCUCUCAAUCGAAGUCUACGUGGUCGGCCUGUACGUCGCGAAAUCCGACAUCACCGACCUCCAGCAGCGCCUCCUCCGCACAGCAGUCCACCCGCCCUCCUCCGAAGCCGAUGCUGCCAUCUCCGGUGCUGGCGCUGAUGCCGCAACCUCCCUCGUUUCCCUCGAACGCCAGCAGCUCAAGGAGCUCCUCCUCGAUGCCGAGCGCGGUGACGCCGCCUGGUCUGCUAUCCUGAAGGAUAACGGAAUCCGCACUGCAUUCCGCAUCGUGCCCACCCGUAACACCGAUUUCAUGCAUCUGCGCGACGGAUGGGUGCGCGGUAUCACUGCGCGCGCACAGGCAAAGAAGUCUGCCGCUGGCGAUGGCGAGUUCCAGGAUGAGAGCUUUGGAACCUCGAUGAAUGAUUUCAAGGCAGUGUUCGGGUCCGGCAAGGGCAAGGCUGUGCCGAAGGGACAGACACUUGUUUUGAUGCGGGACGCGCAGGGCGCUUUGGAUGCGCUUUUCCAACCCGGCGCUGAUAAGCCCGUGAAGUGGAUGGGACGUGUUGCGGAUGAGCGGAUCAGUCGUCUUGUUUGGUUGAAUUAUCUUGCUGGCAAGACUGUUUCGAGUGAGGGAGCUCGCAAGAGCGUUGUUGAUGGAUUGAUGUCGAUUGUCGAGAGGCCGCUCGGAACAGUUGUGCAGAAGGUUAUCUAA